Messenger RNA from Oryza sativa Japonica Group (Japanese rice), 1664 nucleotides. RefSeq lists its product as uncharacterized. The record is from RefSeq and is a predicted model, not a curated record. Lineage: Eukaryota; Viridiplantae; Streptophyta; Magnoliopsida; Poales; Poaceae.
AUGAAGCCUACAAGCUCGCCUGCUGCAGCUGUAAAGGAUUUCAAGAUCCUCAAGAGUGGGCGAAGAGUUGAGUUGUCUUCUCAAAAUCUUUCAGCUUCCAGGCAAGGUACAGGAGGCAUUCAAGUGAAUUCAGAUUCUUGGAAAGAGGUCAGAGGGAAGCACUGGUGGAGAAAAUCCUCUGCAUUCAAUCCUCCCAACAACAAAGAGUAUCUGCAGUCAAGGAGGGCGCGCUUCCUGCAGCAUAUGGAAGGGCAUCCCAAUGGCCGCACUGAAGAAGCCGCGACCAAGAUAAUCGGGCGCAAGUGCUCGGUUCAAUAUGUUGAAGAAUACUCCCGCCGGCGCAACUACAGCUGCACCUAUGAUCUUUGGAUUUGGACUGAUGAGCCCAGGGCAAUCCCUCGUGGUGGCACUUUCGCCAUCACUUCUGCUGAUGAGGAAGGUCUGUCCACGGACAUUCCUCUGCCGGACUUGGAGCCGCUUCGCAACCCGCCGCCGUCAGACACAAAGAAGGGGUGGACCUACAAUGUCCUCGUUCAUGUGGAUACUCUUGAAGACCUCCUCACUCGCAAAGCCCAUGCCUAUAAGUGGGAGUAUGAUGUCCAAGAUGACGGUACUCGAUAUAGAGAGUAUCCUCUGCCUUGUAGAGCUGAGCCUGAUCCUUCAAGAGGGCCGACUGAUGAUGACGACGACAAAGACAGAGACAAGCCAAGUAGGUCCCAUCACAGGAGUCGCUCCCUGUGGGAUCGGCUUGGGCGCCGAUCCUCAAGCUGCAGCAGAGAGCCAGAGAGAGAUGACGGCCGGCGUCAGGGCAAUGAAGACAGGGGGCGCCCGCGCAACCGGGAACGCUCGGGUCCUCGUAGCAGAAGCGGUCGGUCUAGGGAGCCAAGUGAGGGGCAGGGAGAUGUCCUUUCCGUUCUGGAGAGUCAUCUUGACCCAAUGUUGCAUGAGGCGUCCGUGCAGCAUUCCAUCUACUCACCAGACAAUGCUCCUCCCCGUGUGGCUUCUCCUGUUUUUGUACUUUCUUCUUUUGCAGAACAGGGGACUCCGCAUACCAAUGGGGUGGCGACGGAUGUGCAGACUCAAGCCGGGCUGGUGGCGAGGCAGGGCAACAGGGUGGAAGAGUUCAUCUCUGCUCUCUCGACUCCUCUUCAGCAGCCGCUGCUACCUGCUCCCGACGUCAAUGCUCGUUGUCCAAGCUAUGCUAAGCGCUACAGGAAGCCUCUCUCUCCAUCCUCCUUGAAGACAAUCGCUGAGCUCGUGGAGAAGGGGGGAUGCAAGACCAUCCGUCUGAAGGCUGCAAAGAAGAAGGUGGCGGUCGCGCCCCUGUGAGCAGAACGCCUCAGGAUGAAGAUGGGCUGCACAACACCCAUGAAGAGCCUUUUGUGCUUGACCUACUUCUGCCUGUUGCUUGCUGUGUUAAAGCAGAGUUGUAGCGUCACCUUUUGCCUGUGUUUCUUCCAGUUUGGCUGGUUGUGUUUCGGCAAAAGCUUUGUUCCUUUCCUCAUCAACCAAAGAUGUAGUUGCAGCAGCUCAUGUUUCAAUGUCACAAGACAAUGUCUACCUGUUUAAUUGGAAUGUUAGGGGCCUGAAUUCAAAGGCGAAGCAAGACGCCGUGAAAAUUAUUUUGCAAUAAUAUGGUGCUACUAUUGUUUGUCUCCAAGAAA